Fonsecaea erecta is the source of this 594-nucleotide messenger RNA. RefSeq lists its product as hypothetical. The record is from RefSeq and is a predicted model, not a curated record. The transcript has 2 exons. NCBI's taxonomy places the organism in Eukaryota, Fungi, Ascomycota, Eurotiomycetes, Chaetothyriales, Herpotrichiellaceae. Gene Ontology annotation, cellular component: preribosome, large subunit precursor; nucleolus. Gene Ontology annotation, biological process: ribosomal large subunit export from nucleus. The coding region runs from base 1 to 594 and encodes 197 amino acids.
AUGGCCAAGACUUCAAAGGUCAAGAAAGAUCCCACAGCGAACCCCAGAUCUCGGGCUUCAAAGCGAGCGACGUCCCCUUCGAUCGACAUCGACAAAUCCAUCAAAGACGCUCCGCGUGCCUCGGAUGCCACGCCGGUGCUAGCCGCCCGCCCAAAUAGCGGCGUCACCAAGGCGAAGCGGAAGCAAAAGCCUCUUUCGCGCGGCCAACGGCGCAGGCAUGAAAAAGGGCUGGCCCGGGCCGAGAUGGUCCAGGAUCAAUUCGCAAGAAAGGUCGAAGACGCAUCGCAUCGCUUGAAGAAGCGGCGCGAGAGAAAGGGUAUGUGGGAGGACGUCAACGGGACAACAAACAAGUUUGGGACGUUAAUGGCCGCUCUGGGUGAUACUGCGGAUCAGAAUGAGGAGGAUGGUUGGGAGGACGAGGCUAUGCAAGAGUCCAACACUGAGAGCGGCGGUGUCAAGCACGUUGAAAACUUGACGACCUUCUCGAAGACCAAGCUGGUCGUGGUGGACCGGACAGCGUCUACUGCGGCGGCAGCUCCAACCUCGACGACAAUGACGCAGGAAGAGGAGGACGAAGCCGACAAGAUCACAUAA